AUUCACAUAGGGAAGAUAUAUUAAAUCACACCCUGAAAAGAGGAGAUUUAAGGAUAAAGUCGGCAUAAAUAUUUAUUAUCUCAGCUGCGAAACUGAAUCACCACUACUCUCGGGGUUCUUUCGUCAAAAUAUCAUCCAUGGCUUCUACUGUUGAGGAUAAAUUUGAGACUAGUCCUGCUUCUGCAAGAUUAAAACUGUACUCUUACUGGCGCAGUUCAUGUUCUUGGCGUGCCAGGAUUGCACUUAAUCUAAAAGGGUUACCAUAUGAGUAUAAUGCAGUGAAUCUUCUGAGAGGCGAGCAAUUUAGUGAAGAUUUUACAAAAUUGAAUCCUCUUCAGUUUGUUCCAACUUUGGUGGAUGGUAAUGUGAUUAUUUCAGAUUCACUUGCCAUACUACUGUACUUGGAGGACAAGUAUCCCGAGCAUCCGCUUCUCCCAAAAGAUCCACGCUUAAAAGCAAUCAGCUUGCAGGUGACUGCUAUUGUUGGGUCCAGCAUACAACCUCUCCAGAACUUGUUUGUAUUGAAACGGGUUGAGGAGAAACUCGGACCAGAGGAGAGGUUGGCAUGGCCUAAAUAUCACAUAGAGAAAGGUUUCAAUGCUCUGGAGAAAUUAUUGAAGAAUGUUUCUGGGAAGUAUUGCGUAGGAGAUGAAGUCACUCUGGCAGAUGUUUUUCUUGCUCCACAAAUUUUCAGUGCAGCGCGUUUCAAUGUUGACAUGUCUAAUUAUCCGACUCUGAUCAAUAUCAACAAAGCAUUAGCUGAACUGCAAGAAUUCCAAGCUGCGCUCCCAGAGAGGCAACCUGAUGCACAAGCAUGAGUAUACGUUUCAUAGCAAUCCAUAUAAUUUUCAUGCUACUUAAAGAACAUAAAAUAAUUUGAAAUUGGUUUGCAACUCAGCGUAUGUAAUUUACACUGAAAUCUACUAAACAAUAUCGUUUUAAAAUGAUACUUGAAAUAAAGAAAGAGAUUUCUUAGA
Messenger RNA from Cryptomeria japonica (Japanese cedar), 977 nucleotides. RefSeq names its product glutathione S-transferase 2. Gene Ontology annotation, molecular function: maleylacetoacetate isomerase activity; glutathione transferase activity. Gene Ontology annotation, biological process: L-phenylalanine catabolic process; glutathione metabolic process. Gene Ontology annotation, cellular component: cytoplasm. Lineage: Eukaryota; Viridiplantae; Streptophyta; Pinopsida; Cupressales; Cupressaceae. Bases 138 to 818 code for a protein of 226 amino acids. The record is from RefSeq and is a predicted model, not a curated record. The transcript is spliced from 10 exons.